This is a messenger RNA of Lachancea thermotolerans CBS 6340, 459 nucleotides long. RefSeq names its product Meh1p (gene MEH1). The transcript has a single exon. Gene Ontology annotation, cellular component: Ragulator complex; membrane raft; late endosome membrane. NCBI's taxonomy places the organism in Eukaryota, Fungi, Ascomycota, Saccharomycetes, Saccharomycetales, Saccharomycetaceae. The coding region runs from base 1 to 459 and encodes 152 amino acids. Gene Ontology annotation, biological process: regulation of receptor recycling; lysosome organization; positive regulation of TOR signaling. The record is from RefSeq and is a predicted model, not a curated record.
AUGGGUGUCAUAAUAAGUUGUUGCUUCCGUGAUAGAUCAUCGGAGGACGAGCCAUUGAUACAGGACUCUCAGAGGGGGUAUGGUGCAAAUGCCAAUAACGACUACGAUGCUCUCCAACGCAAACUAGAACAGGAGGAGCAAAAGCUUUUAGUUAGAGAGCAAGAACUCACAGAAAUUGUGAAUAGCACAAACGACAAGCUGAUAGACAUUUCAAUGAUGAGCAACAGCGGCAUAGUUGUUCAAAGUCAUGACUUAGACAACAUCCUCGGGGCCGAGAGCGAGGACGAGCAUGGUCGACUGGACGGUUCAGGUAUUCAAGAGGGUUUGAAAGAAUUAGGCCCACCCAAACUGCAGCGCCACCAUCGUGAUGCCAUGAAGAAACUUUAUGCAGAACUUUUUAGUGGGCUUGAUGACCAAUUAAUGAUAGACACCAAAGAGGAUUUAAUAGUAACUCUAUGA